UAAAAAGAAAAAAAGAAUAUAUUUAGGGUUUUUGCUGAUAAUUCCAUAUUUCCCUCCUCUCUCUAAGAUUAAUCGAGUCACCCCACCCACCCAAAAUAUGAGAAAAUCAAGAUCAAAGCGAAAAUCAAAUAUCCACCUGCAACAACCAACAACAAAUCCAAGGGAUUUCCAAUUCAUGAUCACCAAAGUAGCAGUGUCUCAAAUCUGCAAAUCAGUUGGGUUUAGGCGCAGCCGUGUUUCAGCCCUUGAAACCCUUACCUUGGUAGCCACCAAGUACCUGGAAACCCUGGUCAAGUCCGCUGCAUCAUUCUCCAAUGCGGCCAGCCGUACCCAAUCCAACAUCCUCGACCUUACCAAUGCCCUCCACGACAUGUCCUUACAGGUGGGUUUCAUGGGUGCAUCCACUCUCUAUGACCACAACAACUGUUUGUUGAAGUCCAGUGCGUUGGAAAGCUUGUCGGAUUUUGUCAGCUCCACCAAUGAAAUACCUUUUGCCAAGCCCAUUGAAAGAGCAAAAGAAAGGGAAAGUGAAGAGGUGAAUGCUGUUCCAGGGAGUUUUCAAGAAAGAGGUGGUCAUAUCCCAGAAUGGUUACCAAGGUUUCCUGAUGUAGGUGAUACUAACGAGAACUGUGAUAAAAGGGUUAAUGGGGAACAAUUGUGGGAGAAUUCCAGCUUGGUUUUGGGGUGUCAAAUUGAUGGUUUUGAAGAGAAAAGAUGUGGGAGUAACAAUGUUGGUAAAUUACCAAAAGGGAGAUCAAGGAUUAAGUUCAGGGUUAAUAAUGGUGGAGGGACAAGGGUGGGUUUGAAUGUUAUUAGUUGCAAUAAUGUGUUUGGUCAAAGUAAAGAUGAAGAAGAGGCAGAACCAGUAGCAGUGUGUGAGAAAUCUGUUAAGUCUGAAGAGAAGCAGAUUCUUGUGUAUAAGAGAAGGAAGAAGCGUUGUCAGUUUCUUUAGAUUUUGAGCAUUUGGGAUUUUGCCAGAAAGUUAAGUUUUUGAUUGGCACUGGCAGGAAAUUUCUAAGCUUUUUAGUAGGAAAAA
Gossypium arboreum is the source of this 1036-nucleotide messenger RNA. RefSeq names its product transcription initiation factor TFIID subunit 8. Gene Ontology annotation, cellular component: transcription factor TFIID complex. Gene Ontology annotation, molecular function: protein heterodimerization activity. Bases 98 to 952 code for a protein of 284 amino acids. NCBI's taxonomy places the organism in Eukaryota, Viridiplantae, Streptophyta, Magnoliopsida, Malvales, Malvaceae. The transcript has a single exon. The record is from RefSeq and is a predicted model, not a curated record.